Molecule: messenger RNA, 1422 nt
Organism: Notechis scutatus (mainland tiger snake)
Lineage: Eukaryota; Metazoa; Chordata; Lepidosauria; Squamata; Elapidae
Gene: PRPH
Product: peripherin
Biological process (GO): intermediate filament organization
Cellular component (GO): type III intermediate filament; plasma membrane; cytoplasm
Molecular function (GO): structural constituent of cytoskeleton
Source: RefSeq, a predicted model, not a curated record
AUGAGCCAUUCCAGCAGCAUCCGCGCCACCUCCUACCGCCGCACUUUCGGGCCGUCGCCCAUGCUGUCGCCGAUGCCCUACUCCUCGUCCCGUCUGGCCUCGGGCUCUUCCGCCACGCGGCUGCUGAGCAUGCCUUCCGCCGGAGUCUCCCUGCGCUCCUACCGCGGGAGCGGCGGCGGGGGCAGCGCCCUGUUCCUGCGCACCGGCGCGCCGGGGAUGGUGGCGCCCCCGCCGCAGCGCUACGCCUACAGCGCCGAGAAGCUGGACUUCUCGGUGGCCGAUGCCCUGAACCAGGAGUUCCUGGCCACCCGCAGCAACGAGAAGCAGGAGCUGCAGGAGCUCAACGACCGCUUCGCCAGCUUCAUCGAGAAGGUGCGCUACUUGGAGACGCAGAACGCCGCCCUGCUGACCGAGCUGGGCCAGUCCCGCGCCAAGGAGCCCACCCGCGCCUCCGACCUCUUCCAGGACGAGCUACGCGAGCUGCGCCGGCAGGUGGACUCGCUGGGCAAGGACCGCGACCGCCUCCAAGUCGACAGGGACAACCUGGCCGAGGACUUGGCCGCCCUCAAGCAGAGGCUGGAUGAGGAAAUGCACAAGCGAGAAGAUGCUGAAAACAACCUGGUUCUCUUUCGCAAGGAUGUGGACGAUGCCACCCUUUCACGCCUGGAACUGGAGCGCAAGAUCGAGUCUCUCAUGGAUGAAAUUGAAUUCCUCAAGAAAUUGCACGAGGAGGAGCUGAACGACAUGCAAGUGAGCAUCCACAGCCAGCAGCAGAUGCAAGUGGAGGUGGAGCAGGCUAAGCCGGAUCUGACUGCCGCCCUGAAAGAGAUCCGCACUCAGUAUGAAAGCAUUGCGGUCAAGAACCUGCAGGAGGCUGAGGAGUGGUACAAAUCCAAGUUUGCUGACCUGUCAGAUGCAGCCAAUCGGAAUCACGAGGCCCUUCGCCAGGCCAAACAGGAGAUGAACGAAUCUCGCCGUCAGAUCCAGACCCUGACCUGUGAGGUUGAUGGACUCAAAGGAACGAAUGAAGCCUUGCUGAGACAGAUGCGAGAUCUUGAGGACCAAUAUGGGGCUGAGGUGGGCUCCUACCAAGAGACAGUGGGGCGGCUGGAGCAGGAGAUCCAGCACAUGAAGGAAGAGAUGGCUCGGCACCUCCGGGAGUACCAGGACCUGCUGAAUGUCAAGAUGGCUCUUGAUAUUGAAAUUGCCACCUACCGCAAACUGUUGGAAGGAGAGGAAAGUAGGAUUGCAGUGCCUGUCCAAUCCAUGGCAUCUUUCAGCUUCAGACAUGCAGUUUCAGAGCCGGAUCCAAGUGUAGAGAGCCACACCCGGAAGACGGUGCUGAUCAAAACCAUUGAAACCCAGGAUGGAGAGGUGGUGACCGAAUCAAGGAAGGAGCAGAGAGCUGAGACAGAGAAGUGA